UCCGCCUCCUGAAUUCCCUCGUCUCCGCACGGAGGCCGUCCUCCCCCUGACCCCUCUGCGUCCGCCGCCGCCGCCGCUCACCGGCCGCCCGCACGCACGCGCGCUCCAUUACCCCGGGGUCCCCGGCGGGCGAUGGCCAGCCUAUCCAACGCCGGCUCCACCAAUCAGGCCUAACACGAGCAGCCACAGCCUCCGGGCGCCUGAUCUCUCCUCGUCGGGCGGGAUUCGGGUCGACAGGAGAUGGAGGCCAGCGUGGGCGUCCGUGCGCCGGCGCGCGGCCGUGCCUGGGCCGGCAUCGAGAAGCCGCACGGCGCUUACUCCGUCAGAGUCCCGCCGGUAAGGCUCACGGCGGACAGGCUGCGGCUGCCUCCGCCGCGGAGGCUGGUGCUGGGCGCCGAUCCGUGGAGGACCGCGGGUCCUGCCCUCCGUCCCGCAAAGCUGAGAGUUUCGUGCUCCGCGAAAUCGGCAGGAACAGGAAAAGUCCACUAUUCUACUGACGAGGCUCUCAUACUACAGCAAAAGGCCCAGGAUGUUCUCCCUUACUUGGAUGGCCGAUGCGUUUAUCUUGUUGGAAUGAUGGGUUCAGGCAAAACUACAGUUGGGAAGAUAUUAGCCGAAGUAUUAGGUUAUUCGUUCUUUGACAGUGAUAAGCUGGUAGAGAAGGCUGUUGGUAUCUCAUCUGUUGCUGAGAUCUUUCAGCUCCAUAGUGAAGCAUUCUUCAGAGAUAAUGAGAGUGAGGUCCUGAGGGAUCUGUCAUCAAUGCAUCGGUUGGUUGUUGCAACCGGAGGUGGUGCAGUGAUCCGACCAAUCAAUUGGAGUUACAUGAAGAAAGGGCUGACUGUGUGGUUAGACGUUCCACUGGAUGCACUUGCAAGAAGAAUUGCUGCUGUAGGAACCGCAUCUCGACCACUCUUGCAUCAGGAAUCUGGUGACCCUUAUGCAAAGGCUUAUGCGAAACUUACAUCACUUUUUGAGCAAAGAAUGGACUCGUAUGCUAAUGCUGAUGCCAGAGUUUCACUUGAACAUAUUGCAUUAAAACAAGGCCAUAAUGAUGUCACUAUACUUACACCUAGUGCCAUCGCCAUUGAGGCAUUGCUAAAGAUGGAAAGUUUUCUUACCGAGAAGACCAUGGUCAGAAACUGAUUGCUUGUAUGUGAGCAAAAGGAUGCUCACAACAUAUGGCCCUUGUUUGUUUAAUUGUACAUAUACCUUUGCAUAAACUCUUUCUGCAGUGUUGUUCAACAUGAAAGAGGACCGUUUGAGUUUGUACUUGUGCAAAUGAAUAAGUAAAUAGCUUUCAGUUAAGACAAUGCUAAUUUGUUAUUUAUCUCAAUGAAUGGUUGAUGGGGACAUUAGGGCAUA
Messenger RNA from Sorghum bicolor (sorghum), 1362 nucleotides. RefSeq names its product shikimate kinase 3, chloroplastic. Gene Ontology annotation, cellular component: chloroplast. Bases 241 to 1143 code for a protein of 300 amino acids. NCBI's taxonomy places the organism in Eukaryota, Viridiplantae, Streptophyta, Magnoliopsida, Poales, Poaceae. The record is from RefSeq and is a predicted model, not a curated record. The transcript has 10 exons. Gene Ontology annotation, molecular function: shikimate kinase activity.